Molecule: messenger RNA, 789 nt
Organism: Euleptes europaea (tarantolino)
Lineage: Eukaryota; Metazoa; Chordata; Lepidosauria; Squamata; Sphaerodactylidae
Gene: RPL13
Product: ribosomal protein L13
Exons: 6
Coding region: 117-752 (211 amino acids)
Biological process (GO): translation
Cellular component (GO): ribosome; cytosolic large ribosomal subunit
Molecular function (GO): structural constituent of ribosome; RNA binding
Source: RefSeq, a predicted model, not a curated record
CGUCGCGUUUCCUGGAGCCGGGUCGGAAGUGGCGCGUAGAUAUCCCAGCGUUCCUCGCGCCGCCUCUUUCUUUUUCCGGCCGGCCAUUUGCUGCCGCGGGAGGGAUAUAAGCAGCCAUGGCACCCAGCCGGAAUGGCAUGAUCUUAAAGCCCCAUUUCCACAAAGACUGGCAAAGACGAGUAGCUACAUGGUUCAACCAGCCUGCCAGGAAGAUCCGCAGGAGGAAGGCCCGGCAAGCAAAGGCCCGCCGUAUUGCUCCUCGUCCGGUAUCUGGACCAAUCCGACCAAUUGUCAGAUGCCCCACCGUGCGAUACCACACGAAAGUCCGCGCUGGUCGGGGAUUCAGUUUAGAGGAGCUGAGAAUGGCUGGCAUUCACAAGAAGUUUGCCCGGACCAUUGGCAUCUCGGUGGACCCCAGGAGGCGGAACAAAUCUACGGAAGCCCUGCAGGCCAACGUGCAGCGGCUGAAGGAGUAUCGCUCCAAGCUCAUCCUCUUUCCCCGGAAACCUUCUGCCCCCAAGAAAGGGGACAGCUCAGCAGAAGAGCUCAAAAUGGCCACGCAGCUCUCUGGACCAGUUAUGCCCAUCAAGAACGUCUACAAAAAAGAGAAGGCCCGUGUUAUCUCCGAGGAAGAGAAGAACUUCAAGGCCUUUGCCAGCUUGCGCAUGGCCCGGGCAAAUGCCCGGCUCUUUGGCAUCCGGGCUAAACGAGCAAAGGAAGCAGCUGAGCAAGACGUGGAGAAGAAGAAAUAAACUGUUGGCUCUCUCAAUAAAGGAAGAUAGAAUUGGA